Molecule: messenger RNA, 828 nt
Organism: Ilex paraguariensis (yerba mate)
Lineage: Eukaryota; Viridiplantae; Streptophyta; Magnoliopsida; Aquifoliales; Aquifoliaceae
Source: the annotation of a GenBank genome assembly
AUGUGUUCUUUUAUUGAGCAAGUUGGUACAGGUGAAAUCAUAAGGCUCUAUAUAGAAGACCAUCAAAGGAUUUCAAACAUGGCGGAAGAAUUAAGCAAUGAUGGAUUACGAGUUCUGGGAGUAGCAUUCAAAAGGCUAGAAACGCAAACAGGUGUUGGAAGAGUGGCCUAUGAUGAUAGCAUUGAAUUUGACAUGGUGUUCCUUGGCAUUAUAUCUUUCUUCGAUCCCCCGAAGGAUUCUGCCAAGCAGGCUCUGUGGUGGCUGGCCGAGAAGGGAGUAAAAGCAAAGACUACCCAUGUGAUUACAGGGGCAGAUCUCGAGUUACUCAACCAUGAAUCCUUCCACGAGACUAUUAAAAGAGCAACUGUGCUAGCCAGGCUCAACCCAACUAAUAAACUCCGGGUGGUCCAAUCCUUGCAAACAGUGGGACGCCAUGUUGUGGGGUUUUUGGGUAAUGGAGUGAAUGACUCGCUGGCAUUGGAUGCCGCUAAUGUGGGUAUAUCGGUUGAUUCCGGAGCAUCAAUUGCAAAAGAAAAGGCCGACAUUGUACUACUUGAAAAGGAUCUCAAUGUUCUUGUGGCUGGAGUUGAGCAAGGUCGACUGACUUUUGGGAACACCAUGAAGUACAUCAAAAUGUCAGUUAAUGCCAACCUAGGGAGUAUUCUCUCUCUACUCAUAGCCACAUUGUGUUACAGGUUAGAACCUUUGACGCCAAAGCAGCUUCUUAUGCAGAGCUUUUGUACAAUGUGGGUCAGAUUGCAAUCCCUUGGGACAAAAUGGAAGAGGAUUACGUUAAGACUCCACAAACAUGGUCCCUCAGAGGCCUAG